Messenger RNA from Cuscuta campestris, 1937 nucleotides. Lineage: Eukaryota; Viridiplantae; Streptophyta; Magnoliopsida; Solanales; Convolvulaceae. The record is from the annotation of a GenBank genome assembly.
GGACAUCAUUGUUGGGGGUAAAGACGGCAAGGGUGGCAGGCAGAGGUUAAAAGUUAGAGAUAUAUGAAUCAUCAAUUUUAUUAAUAAGAAAAUAUAAUCAAUAUUUUGGAAACCGGCUGUCCAACCGGUUGGACAUUGACUUCGAUGGGUACACUGCCUCAUUUUUUUUUACAAUUUUAAAAUUUGUUUUCACAUAAACCUUCAAGACCCUCUAAAGCCAUGGAAAUUUAAAUUUUAAACGAAGCCCAACCUCCACAGACUGCUCAACCAAAUGUUGAGGCUAUUGUUUUCAUUGGCAACCAGGAAUUCAAUCGUUUUUCAAGCACCCAUAAUCCCCAAACCCGGAAACCCUACAUCCCGUUCUCACUGCGUAACCCGGACUUCCAACCCUGCAAUCCAAUUAAUUCUUGAAGAAGCCGAGGAAGACAACCAGUCUUCGCAGGAGCCUAUUCGACGGCCUUCUCCUGGGAAUGGAAAGAUUCCGGGAUGCAGAGAAUCUGGCUCCGAUGUUCGAAAUGCAUCUCACCCUUGGCCGGAAUGGGUUGAUAUGAUUGAAGAGUUAGUCAAGAAUGGAUAUUUCCCCGGAGACGGCAAUCCCUUUCCUAGAAAUGAUGAGUCGCGCAACCAAAUACUCACUGCUUGUUUGAAGUUCGCUCGCGAUAAAUUUGAUCUUGUGAGAUACCUGUCACGAAAGGAUAUUGAAGUGAUUGCAGAAGCUGGAUGCCCUAGUAUAGAUAGAAAAGUUGUCAACUCUGGGAAGCGCCUAAGGGCACAUCUCGGCAUUGAUGAGGGAAAUGUGUGCAGCUCCUGCACACUGCGUGGGAACUGCGAGCGGGCAUAUGUGAAGGUACACGAGGAUAAAGGUGGGGGACCCACUGUGGAUGUGAUGCGUUUUCUACUGACGUACGGGCUUGAUCCAAUAUUUUGUCGAGUAGAGAACACACCCUUCCUAGACAAAAGAGUGCAGGAAUCAGUAAGAAAGUUACUGAAAGAAACUGUGGAAUUCAGUAGAAGGGCAGUUGGUGGUGGUAACGAGACCCAGAGUGAUGUUAAAGUUAGGUGGUCUUCAACACAAGAAAUUGCAGAAAAUCAUAGAGACAGCCCGACGAAUGUUCAACUGAAGCCAGGCGAUUGGUUAUGCACAAAUUGCAAUUUCUUGAAUUUUGCAAGAAAUAUCAAAUGUUUAAGCUGUAACGGACUGUCCCAAGAACGAGUCCGCAAUCUAGGGGUUUUGCAGCAGGACAAUCUUCCAUUGAAGAAGGGAGACUGGAUCUGUGACAAGUGUAAUUUCUUGAACUUUGCAAAGAAUUCGAGGUGCUUACAGUGCAAGGAGAACCCACCAAAGCGAUUGCUUCAUCCUGGAGAAUGGGAGUGCGAAUCGUGCAAUUACAUAAACUUCAGGAGAAAUAUGGUCUGCUUGAAAUGCGACCAUAGAAGACACAGAGCAUCACAUUCUGUAAGUGAUCACCAUAGCCGCGCUCCCUAUCUUGGCACAGAGAAACUGUUCAGAGAUGGAGCUGGUAUGUCGUCAUUCUCAUUGGAACGGGAUAUGAGACGUACAGAUUUCCCUAUUUUAGGAGGCAAAAGUGCUAUUUCUCAGAAUGCGCGAAAAACCAGAGAAAUGCACAAUUGCAGCAGGGGAGGCAGAAGAGAAUGAAUGGCCUUGAACUUAUACGCCGCAUUGUUAAGCACCCCAAUAAGCGUUUGGAGCCAUGACGAAAUGGCUGACUGCUCGGCCGGCAACGAAAUGCUCAAAAUGCCAAAAUAUUUGGCCCUUUGUUUAGGGAUUAAAAGCUUCCAGUCUUGCAUUUCUUGCUGACAAUCUCAGAAUCAGCAGGCAGCAAGCUGUGGCAGAUGUAUUUUAAGGUGAACUGGAUUAUUUUUUUUUUUGCAAAUUCUUAUGUGCAACCAAUCAGGAGCGGAUCUAUGCAUGGGAU